AUGUCAUCCUUCCUGUGCUGGUUCCAGGAAAAUUUGUCCCAGACAUUUAAAUCUUUUAAAGAUGCUGUAAAGAAAGAACCGGCUAUUCAGGAGCAGACUAAGAAACGUAGGAGAGAAAGAUCUCCCUCUCUGUCUGAUAUCUCAUCAGGAGAAUGCUCUUCCUCCUCGCCUUCUGAUAUUUCCAGCCUAGCUUCAAGUGUGGAAGAGGGUUUUCCACCAGAGGAGCUUAAAAAAUGUAUAAAAGAAAUGGCGACAGCUGUACGGGAGCCAGAUCCUACCAAGGGUAAGGUUAAAGGUUUACCUAUGCUUCCUAAACUAAUGAAUCUCCUUCAAAGAGAAUGGAAGAUUCCUGAAAGACGGGCGUUUAUUUCAAAGCUUUUUAAACUUAUUUUCAAACUACAGUCUGAAGAGAAAUUGGAGGAUCUUCCCAAGGUGGACAUUCAGAUAGCCCAGCUGUCAAAGAAGACCACUAUACCCAUUGGCAAAGUCUCGGGACUGAAAGACCCAAUGGACAAGCGAGCUGAAACUUUGUAG
This is a messenger RNA of Pelobates cultripes (western spadefoot toad), 534 nucleotides long. Lineage: Eukaryota; Metazoa; Chordata; Amphibia; Anura; Pelobatidae. The record is from the annotation of a GenBank genome assembly.